AUGAUGGAAAUGUACAAGAAACAACAAUUAAAUGAACAAAGAAAUAAAAAGAUGAUUCAUCGUUCACGUUCUUCAUUCGUUCUAUCUUCAUCUCCUGGUCCAUUUCAACAAUCAGUACGGCAUCUACCGCGUUUAACUGACAAGCCAAUCACGUCAUCGUUGAUUCAAAAUCGAUAUCAGCUGAUCAAUAAUCAAAUGACAAAAACAUGUACUGAUAACACAAUUGUUCUACCAUCAUUAACAGCAUGUAAUCAAACAUCAUCAACACUACGACGACUAUUAGAUGAAAGUAACUCUUUUGAAUUUCAACCACAAAGUCAAACAAAAAAAUCUAGUGUACAUGAACCAACACCACCAAAUCUUAAUUCCAAGGAUAAAACAUUAUCAUCAUUAGCAACGGAUCGUCGAUUUCGUUUUUCUCCACCUCAAUUAAAACAUGCAAUGUCUAAUAAUUUACCAUGUUUUUAUAUUAAUUUUAGUCUUGAUGAUGAUCCAGCCCAAUAA
This is a messenger RNA of Rotaria sordida, 504 nucleotides long. Lineage: Eukaryota; Metazoa; Rotifera; Eurotatoria; Philodinida; Philodinidae. The record is from the annotation of a GenBank genome assembly.